Molecule: messenger RNA, 6430 nt
Organism: Loxodonta africana (African savanna elephant)
Lineage: Eukaryota; Metazoa; Chordata; Mammalia; Proboscidea; Elephantidae
Gene: USP42
Product: ubiquitin specific peptidase 42
Exons: 18
Coding region: 2291-6289 (1332 amino acids)
Biological process (GO): regulation of apoptotic process; protein deubiquitination
Cellular component (GO): nucleus; cytosol
Molecular function (GO): cysteine-type deubiquitinase activity
Source: RefSeq, a predicted model, not a curated record
UCGCGGGUAGGUGCGGGACGGCGGGGAGAGGAGGAGCCGGCCGGGCCGGGCGGAGCGUGCGCCGGAGCAUGUGUGCCGCCGUCAGGUUCUUUAUCUCCGGGGCAGGAGGAGCCCCGGCGGCCGGGAGAGCGGGGGACAGAGCAGCCUCGGAGGUUUGCAGUGAAACUUGGACGGGCCAGAAGUUUUAUUAUCCAGGACUUUAAACUCGCUGUGAUGAGGGCGGUUGAAAUUAGCCUUUGGUGCAUAAGCUCUCUUAUAUCCAGGGAAACCUUGAUGCUUUACUUGGUUGUGGGAAAACAUGUUGGUUAUUUCAAAUAAAACCCCCAAACUGGUAGAAAAACUAGUUAGCGCCUUUUUUUUUUUUUAAAGGUAGGAACAGUAUUCGUAGGAGCUUCCACAUUUUUGUCGAGUUGCAGUUUUUUAAGAGUUGUGAAUUUUUUAAUUGAAUUCUUUUACUGAAUUAUUCAUUCAAAGUACAUAGGGGAUACGAGGAAUCAUUGUCACUCAUUUGUUUUUACAUAGGGUCACUUUCACUUUCUUUUCUAGAUCUUUGGAUUAAGUCUGCAGUAUUUGGCUUAUAAAGGUGUAAGGCUAACGUUUUAUUUUAAAAAACCAAAAACCCGAACCCGUUGCCGUCGAGUCCAUUCCGACUCAUAGGGACCCGGAAGGACAGAGUAGAACUAUCCCAUAGGGUUUCCAAGGAGCGCCUGGUAGAUUUGAACUGCUGACCUUUUGAUUAGCAGCCAUAGAUCUUAACCACUAUUCGUCCUGGGUUUCCUUGUUUACUUAAGUAUAAUGAAAAUCGAGGUUGCGUCUUUUUAAAGCAUGUGUGUGUGUGUGUCAAAGUGGAAAUGCAGCAAGAACGUGAGUUACAUUGUUUACGAGAAACUAGAGUGUAACAGUUUAUUUUUCACAUGUGUUGAUAUUAUUGCACCAAGGUAUGUGGAGUGCCACGAUGUUUAAAUAGCUAUGUGUGUGUAUAUAUGUAUAUAUAUAUGUCUUUCUUCUAAUGAAAAAAACAAUUCGUUGUAGUGUUUGGUUACUGCAAAGAUGAAAUACAAGGGGCUAAGAAUUUUAAGACUUUUGAAUAAAAGAUUGUAUUUAAAGCAAAGGAGACAAUUGUAAGGUUGAUGGCCUUAUUCCUCCACAUGCAUCCAACUGUGAUCCAUGCAUGCUAACUUUUUAAAUCACGCCGUUGUAACUUCGUUUCUCAUCAGAAGAUGUUGAGAGAAAUUUUAACUUUUCUUUGAAGUAGUUGCUUGGAAGACUUGAUAUUUAUGACAGUAAGUUUUGAAGCUUUACUGAGUAAAGAACAUGUACAUAACCUGAUCAUUCCUGAGUCCCACACAACAUUGUUUGGUGUCUAGAAAGGUUAUUUCUGAGGCAGAUGGAGUUUAGUUUGAUACCUGUGGGUUUUAGGAUAAGAAUUUGAGUGGCUGAAUAUACAAAGGAAGAAGGUACGGUUUUUGUCUGUCUUCCCAAAAUUACAGUGCUAUACAGUUACUGAUGACUGAAUUGUAUGCUUUUGUUAAUUUCUUUUUUCAUUUAAGAGAUCUUUUCCAUCUCAAAACAGUAAUUGGAGCAAGUAAAAUGGUUUGUAUUUGAUCAUUUAUUAAUGAUUAUCCUGAAGGGAUGUUUAUCCCAGGAAAAUAAAGGUUUUUGCUGCUCUUUAACAUUACCGUAAAUAAGGCUGGAUUAAUUUUUUAAAUUACCCUCUUUUGGCUUUCAUAUUCUUUUCCUUCUCCUUCUCUUCCUCUUUUGUUUUCUUCUGUCCCCCCCCCCAAGUUUCAUAAUUUAACUGUAAAGUGGGGAAAGUAAACUUCAUUUAGGUAAUAUUGCUCAAGCUUUUUCCCUGAAUGAGGCUUACGUGUGUGAGACUGACUAAAAAUUUCAACUCAGUUUUACUAUAUAAAUAGUUUUUGUUAUUGCACCACUUCGGAGUACUGCAGUUUUACUUUGUAGACUGUGUGUUUCUCCAGUUUAAACUGUCUUGCCUUCAAUAAAACUCUUUGCUUUUGUUUAAAAAAAAUUCAUUUUAGUUUUUCUCCAUUUAUUGAAAUCUAAUUGCUAUCUGCUUUUCUGUUUCCAAGGAGCCCUGGUGGCACAGUGGUUAAAAACGCAUGGUUGCUAACCGAAAGGUCAGCGGUUUGAACCCACCAGCCACUCCGUGAGAGAAAGAUGUGGCAGUCUGCUUCCAUAAAGAUACACAGCCUCGGAAACCCUGUGGGCAGUUCUACUGUGUGCUGUGGUGUCAUUGUGAGUCAGAAUCGACUUGACAGCAAGUUGAACAAUGACCAUAGUUGACAAAGCUUCUGAAUCUUCAGAACCAUCAGCCUAUCAGAAUCAGCCUGGCAGUUCUGAAGCAGUCUCACCUGGAGACAUGGAUGCAGGCUCUGCCAGCUGGGGUGCUGUGUCUUCGUUAAAUGAUGUCUCAAAUCACACACUUUCUUUAGGACCAGUACCUGGUGCUGUAGUUUAUUCAAGUUCAUCCGUACCUGAUAAAUCAAAGCCAUCACCACAAAAGGAUCAAGUCCUAGGUGAUGGCAUUGCUCCUCCACAAAAAGUUCUCUUCCCAUCUGAGAAGAUCUGCCUUAAGUGGCAACAGACUCAUAGAGUUGGAGCCGGGCUCCAGAAUUUGGGCAAUACCUGUUUUGCCAAUGCAGCCUUGCAGUGUUUAACUUACACACCGCCUCUCGCCAAUUACAUGCUAUCACAUGAACACUCCAAGACAUGUCAUGCAGAAGGAUUUUGUAUGAUGUGUACCAUGCAAGCGCACAUUACUCAGGCACUCAGCAAUCCUGGGGAUGUUAUUAAACCAAUGUUUGUCAUCAAUGAGAUGCGGAGGAUAGCUAGGCAUUUCCGUUUUGGGAACCAAGAAGACGCCCAUGAAUUUCUUCAGCACACUGUGGAUGCUAUGCAAAAAGCAUGCUUGAAUGGGAGCAAUAAAUUAGACAGACACACGCAGGCGACCACUCUUGUUUGUCAGAUAUUUGGAGGAUACCUGAGAUCUCGAGUCAAAUGUUUAAAUUGCAAGGGUGUUUCAGAUACUUUUGACCCGUACCUCGAUAUAACGUUGGAGAUAAAGGCUGCUCAGAGUGUCAACAAGGCACUGGAACAGUUCGUGAAGCCGGAACAGCUCGAUGGAGAAAACUCCUACAAGUGCAGCAAGUGUAAAAAGAUGGUUCCAGCUUCAAAGAGGUUUACUAUACAUAGAUCUUCUAACGUUCUUACACUUUCUCUGAAACGUUUUGCAAAUUUUACUGGUGGAAAAAUUGCUAAGGACGUGAAAUAUCCUGAAUAUCUUGAUAUUCGACCGUACAUGUCUCAACCAAACGGGGAACCGAUUAUUUAUGUCCUAUACGCAGUGCUAGUACACACCGGUUUCAACUGCCACGCUGGCCAUUACUUCUGCUACAUAAAAGCUAGCAAUGGCCUCUGGUAUCAAAUGAAUGAUUCCAUCGUAUCUACCAGUGAUAUCAGAUCGGUACUCAGUCAGCAAGCUUAUGUCCUCUUUUAUAUCAGGUCCCAUGAUGUGAAGAAUGGAGGUGAACUUACUCAUUCCACCCACAGCCCGGGCCAGUCUUCCCCCCGACCGGUCAUCAGUCAGCGGGUUGUCAACAAUAAACAGGCUGCGUCAGGGUUCGUCGGACCACAGCUUCCUUCUCAUGUGAUAAAGAAUCCACCUCACUUAAAUGGGACUGGACCUUUGAAAGAAACACCAAGCAGUUCCAUGUCAAGUCCUAAUGGUAAUUCCAGUGUCAACAGGGCUAGUCCUGUUAAUGCUUCAACAUCUGUUCAAAACUGGUCAGUUAACAGGUCCUCAGUUAUACCAGAACAUCCCAAGAAACAAAAAAUUACUAUCAGUAUUCACAACAAGUUGCCUGUUCGCCAAAGUCAGUCUCAACCUAACCUUCAUAACAACUCUUUGGAGAACUCUUCCAAGCCUGCUCCCUCUUCUACCAUUACCAACUCUUCUGCAAUACAGUCUACCUCGAACACAUCUCCAGUGGCAGUUUCUAGUAAAGUAACAAAACAGAUCACCCCUGGUGAAUCUUGUCCCAAGCCCGUGAUGAAUGGCAAGUCCAAGCUGAACUCAAGUGUGCUGGUCCCCUAUGGCGCUGAGUCGUCUGAAGAGUCUGACGAGGAGUCCAAGGGGCUAGGCAAAGAAAAUGGUCUUGGUACGACCAAGAGCUCUCAUUCUCCUGGUCAAGAUGCUGAGGACGAAGCUUCCCAGCAUGAGCUUCAAGCGCCUAUUACCCUAAAUGGUGCUAACAGUACGGACAGUGACCCGAAGGAAAACGGUCUGCCCUUUGACGGUGCCAGCUGCCAAGUCCAGCCUGCUGCACACUCAGAAAACCCCUUCUCUAAGGCCAAUGGCCUCCCUGUAAAGUUGAUCUCUGCGCCUUUGCCACCCCUCCCAGAAGACAAAAUCCUGGAGACCUUCAAACUUAGCCACAAAGCAAAAGGCUCAGCGGAAGAAACAAGCGCAACUGGAACAGAGAAGAACCCCAAAGAGGAUCGCGAAGCCGAACCAGAGGCUGCCAGGAGCACUCUGGAUCCCUGCGAGAACCUGGAGACAGUUUCAAGUCUCAGCAGCAAGUUAAAGAAGGCGUUGCUUCCCUCUGAGCCCAGUGUCAAAUCUACCAAAGAAGAAGCCUCCGAAAACGGUUGCACAGAACCCGCUGAGUCUUUGCCCAGCACCAACAGUCUCUGUGAUGCCAACCAGAGUACCUUAGGGGAUGAUCCCCUCUCUAAACGGUGUGACCCUGGGAAUUUAACCAGCGAUCAGAUCAAACCAUCACAGGAUACAAAUGGGACGUUAAUAGAGAGUCCACAGGGCAGAGCAUCGGUGGAAGCAGCGGAGAAGGUGGCUCCAGCUCCCUCAGUAAACUCAGAUGGUGAAUGUGAGCAUAAACUCUUGGUUUACGUCAGUAGGGAGAAAUGCCGAGAACUGGAGGACCUUCCUAAAAGCUCAGGCGUGUCCACAGGUGAGCUGCCCUCUCCUCAGUUAGGCCCGAUCACAGAAAAUCACUCAGAUGGGGCCCCUGAGCAAAGUAAUGGUGAGAGAUGCGAAGAAAAUAAGGUCGGGCAGAAAGUUCAGGAUCGUUCUCCAGUCAAGGAAAAAAUCAGCAGCCUCAGGAAGGUCGAUCGAGGACAUUACCGGAACCGACGAGAGCGUUCCUCCAGCAGCGAGCGCGCGAGGGAAAGCAGGAGCAAGACCGAGGAUCGUUACCACAAGCAGCGGCACCCCUACAUCCGGGAGCGGCCCAAGCAGGAGCGCCACAAGCCUGAGCACUGCAACGGGAGUCAGCAGCACCCGGCUCACGGCGAGCGGGGCAGCCCCAGCGAGCACCACUCUCUGGGCCGGUACAGCCACCACCACUCUCGGAACCGGAGCGGGUCAGACCAGGAAUGGAGCCGGUACCACCAUUCAGAAAGUGAACACUGCUGGGGCCGGGAGAAGUACUACCCUGACAAAACACGAUGGGACAAGUGUCGCUACUACCAUGACAGAUACGCCCCUUACACGGCCUGGGAGGGCAGGGAGUGGAAGCCUUUCCACAGCGACCGGGACUACGACAAAGCGGGUCAGUACAGUAACCGGCCAUACAAGGACUACUAUAAGGGCAGGAAGGGCUAUGAGCUGGCUGCUAAAGACAAGGACCGGCACCACUUCAGCAGCCCCAGGGCAGGCCCACCCCACUCGCUUCCUCUGUACCCGGAGAAAUACCCCCACGAGAAAAUUGCACUUGUAGCUGAAGACAUCAGUUGUCACCUAUCCGAUCGAUUUCAUGAACACGAUAACGUAAAGUCACGGAAACGGAGAUAUGGUAGUGUAGAAAUGAAUGACAGCAACGUAGAAAGGAAGGCCCGGAGAAGCUUACAGAAAGAGUCCUUCGAGGAGCCUAAAGUGAAAAAGCACAAAAAGUCAAAGAAGAAAAAGAAAUCCAAAGACAAACACCGAGAUCGGGACUCCAGGCAUCAGCAGGAUUCAGACCUUUCAGUUGCCUACUCUGAUGCUGACCUCCACAGACACAAAAAAAAGAAGAAGAAAAAGAAGAGACAUUCAAGAAAAUCAGAGGACUUUAUUAAAGAUUCAGUACUACACUUACCCAAGGCCACUAGCUAUGAGACUGUUGACCAUAUCCGUCGAGCCGAGGGCGGCUUUCCUCUCACCGAUGGCCAGCCUCUAGAAGGCAUCGGACCUUGCCGCGAGAAAACAAAACAUCUAAGGAUGGAAAGCAGGGGUGACAAGUGUCAUCUCUCUGAGUGUGGCCAGGGUGAUUGAAUGCUCGGCCUCAAUUUACUAGUUAUGAUCCAACGUGUUCAACAGAAGCCAUCCCCAACCCAGCUUAAAUUAUAAAUAUAGAAAAUAACUUUGUUCAAAUCUGCGUGGUGCUUCUUUAGUAAAUACUGUACAGAUUUUACC